This is a messenger RNA of Phialemonium atrogriseum, 1583 nucleotides long. RefSeq names its product high-affinity nicotinic acid transporter. Bases 105 to 1583 code for a protein of 492 amino acids. Gene Ontology annotation, cellular component: membrane. NCBI's taxonomy places the organism in Eukaryota, Fungi, Ascomycota, Sordariomycetes, Cephalothecales, Cephalothecaceae. The transcript is spliced from 2 exons. The record is from RefSeq and is a predicted model, not a curated record. Gene Ontology annotation, molecular function: transmembrane transporter activity. Gene Ontology annotation, biological process: transmembrane transport.
GACCGGUGUCGUGAAUACACGUUUUAUUAUCACUGUUACACUCUGCCACUGCCGCCCGACUUUCACUCCCUGGAACAGAGAUAACCAGAUCCAAGGAUAUAGGCAUGGGCAGAAUCAUCGACAGCACCGGAACCCAGGACCUCUCUGCGCUAGAGAAGGAAAAGGUGGGCUCGCUACACACCGAGUAUGCGGCUCUCCCUCCGGCCAUCGACCCCAAGCGCGAGCGUCAGGUGGUGCGCAAGCUCGACAUCUUCAUCGCGCCAAUCGUGGUGCUGGUCGAACUGGUCAGCAACCUCGACCGCGGUAACAUUGGUUUUGCAGCCACCCAGGGCAUGGCCAAGGACUUGCAUCUCGUGGGCAACCAGUUCAACAUCGCCGUCAGCAUUCUAUUCGUCACCUACAUCACUUUCGAGUUCCCCGCCGCGCUAUUCGUCAAGUGGAUCGGCUUCCAGCGAGUGAUCCCCAUCUGCGCGCUCAUCUGGGGCACUGUCUGCUUGUGCACUGGCUUCGUUCAGUCAUUUGGCUCCCUCGUUGCUGUCCGCCUACUACUGGGGGCAGCCGAGGGCUGCAUCUUCCCCAGUCUGAGUCUGCUGCUCCUGAACUGGUACAAGCGCGAGGAGCUUGUGACUCGGAUCACCUUCAUCUGGGGUGGAGCCGCCUUGAGUGCUGCCUUUGGAGGAUUGAUCGCGUUUGGAGUGUUGCAGAUGGAUGGUGUUGCCGGGUAUCGCGGAUGGCGUUGGCUUUACAUUAUAGAGGGUCUCAUCACCAUUGUACUCGCCGCCGCCUGCUUUUUCCUGAUCCCCAAAAACUACGAGACCGCCUACUUCCUCAACGACGACGACAAGCAGGUCAUGCGCAUUCGCGCUGAGCAAGCCGAGGCUUACUCAGGUGGCGAUGGCCACUUCAAGUUCUCGGAGCUCAAGCUCGCUCUGUCCGAUGUCAAGGUCUGGUGCAACGCGAUAUGCCAGCUGGCCUGUACCACCAUCACCUACGGCUUCGGCACCUUCCUGCCCCUCAUCAUCCAGGAGAGCUUCCACUACUCCGUCUCGCAGGCGCAGUACCUGACCAUCCCCGUCAACCUCUGGGGCGCUAUUAUCUACAUCUGCGUGGCGCUACUCGCGGAUAAGCAUAGCAAUCGCUUCUUGCCCCUGGUCAGCUUCGCACCGUUGAUGGUGUGCGGUUACGCUGUCCUGCUCUCGCCCGUCUCCUCAGGCGCCAAGUACGGCGCAACCUACCUCAUCAGCACUGGCAUCUAUAUCUGCGCAGGUAUCAACUUUGCCUGGCUCACAGCUAACUCGGCACCGGAUGGCAAGAGAGCUGCCAGUGUGGGUAUCCAACAGAGUGUGACACAGCUUGCUGGUGUUGUCAGUGGCCAGAUCUACAGCAGCACUUCUGCACCCAAGUAUCGGCUGGGACAUAGUUGGAGCCUCGGCUGUGCUUGUGUGGCAUGGUGUGGUUGGUGGACCUACCGUCUUAUCUUGAAGAAUCGAGAGAAGAAGAAGAAUGCUAUGAGAGAGGCGAGUACAGUUGACGUGCAGGUAGUAUUCAGUGACCGGUCGCCCGAAUUCAAGUAUGUAUUUUAG